CACAGCAUUUGUCACAUUGUGCCUUUCGGUUUGGACAACCAAAACAUGAUUAUACUCUAUGCUCUCCAUGAUUACACUCAUGUGUAGCACUUUCAUCGAUUCUUAGAACUGAGGGUAAAUUACUACUUGGCUCAUAAAAAUGGCAGCUCAUGUAAUGGUUGUUCCUUAUCCAGGUCAAGGGCUCCUUAACCCCAUGAUGCAACUUGCAAGAAGGCUGGCCUCUAAUGGAAUUACUGUAAGUUUUGUGGUGACAGAGUCAUGGCACAAAAUUAUUUCAGGCGCAGAGGGCGAUGCUUUCACAAGCGCUCGGAAGCAGGGCCUCCCCCUCAGCCCCGCUAUCAUACCCGACUGUGUGGCGCCUGAGUCAGAAAGGUCGGCUAAUUUGAUGGCCUUUUUUCUCUCACUUGCUAAUAUGGAAGCUCAUGUCAGUCAACUCAUAACCAAGCUCGCUCGUUCAGAAAAUCCCCCCGUUUGCAUGGUAGCUGAUACCUUUCUCAGGUGGGCGGUGCCUCUUGCUAAGAAACAUGCUCUGAAAUCCGUUUCAUUGUGGACAGAGUCUGUAACCCGCUUUUCCAUUUUCUAUCAUUCAGAUUUGGUAGUUGGGGUGGAAGGAUGCAUAGACAAUAUUCCAGGGGUUCCUCCGUUACAACAUACAGACCUUCCCUCCCCAUUUGUCACUCCUCUGAGAGUAGAAUUUUUGAGGUGUUUUGAUACUGUGAAAGAAGCAGAUUGGAUUGUUGCCAAUUCCAUGUACCCUCUGGAUUGCAAGGCAGUGGAAGCCUUGUUUCCCAAAAUCCGUGUGCAUUGCGUUGGCUCCUUAUUGCCUUGUGCUUACCUUGAGCAAUCUGACAACCAAGAUAGGAAGAUGGGAACAAGUUCCCGGAUCGAAACUGACUGCAAACUCUGGCUGGAUUGCAAACCUGCGCAGUCAGUCAUCUAUGUUUCAUUUGGCAGCCAUGUUUCUGUUUCCAGGCCUCAGUUAGCAGAGAUAGCAGCUGGCCUUAUGCAGAGUGGGUACCAUUUUGUUUGGGCUCUUCGUCCAGAUAAAGAUGCAUCUGAUGUCUCAGAGAUGUUGCCUCCUGGAUUUUUGGAUGAAACUAAAGAGCAGGGUCUUGUUGCACCCUGGUUUAGCCAGGUGGAGGUUCUUUCACAUCCUUCGGUGGGAGGGUUUUUGAGCCACUGUGGAUGGAAUGCCAUUAUGGAGAGUGUUUCAUCUGGUAUUCCCAUUUUGGGAUUUCCUAUUGGGCUGGAUCAGUUCACCAACUGCAAACUCAUUGCCGACGAAUGGAAUUUUGGGUUACAGUUGAGGAGAGGAGAUGAUGGAAACAGGGUUAUAAGCGCACAAGAAAUAACAAAGAAGAUAAAAUUGUUAAUGGAGGGGGAGGAGAGUGUAAGAGUAAGAAGGGCAGCAGAGAGAUUUAGAGAUGCAGCCAAGGAGGAAGUAAGCAAAGGAGGAAGAUCUGCCAAUAAUUUAGAAGCCCUUGUGAAUAGUUUGAAGCAAACUAAAGUAGUGUCCAGUCGAAAUAUCAUUUAUUAAUUUUUGUGUUAGUCCUGCAUGCGGCAUGACUCUAGUUUUCAUUAAGUGAUAUCAAUUUGCCUUGUAAAUUGCGCACAAGUAAAUAUUGAAUUUGUUUGUUAUUAUAGUUUUAGAUUUUCAACCA
This is a messenger RNA of Cryptomeria japonica (Japanese cedar), 1661 nucleotides long. RefSeq names its product UDP-glycosyltransferase 86A1. Lineage: Eukaryota; Viridiplantae; Streptophyta; Pinopsida; Cupressales; Cupressaceae. The transcript is spliced from 2 exons. The record is from RefSeq and is a predicted model, not a curated record. Gene Ontology annotation, molecular function: UDP-glycosyltransferase activity. Bases 140 to 1537 code for a protein of 465 amino acids.